AUGUCGAUACUCUCAGACGAAAUCAAAGCCAAAUGGCUAUUCGGCUCAACGGUGCCCUUUGCCGAGCCCGCAUGGGCUCGAGGAUGCCCCAGUCCAUAUUACAACGAUAGUCACCGACGCCUCCGCGCAGCAAUGAGAACAUGGGUCGACGAGAACCUCAUGCCCCAUACCAUAGAAUUAGAGACAUCACCAAGCCUCCCAGAUUCACUCUACGAGAAGGCAGCCAAGGAUGGUCUUAUCAUGCCCAUGGCGUCUGGAGCUACGAUUCCGCAAGAGUGGAGAGGAAAAUACCCAAUCAUCGGCAACGUUUCCGCUGAGGAAUGGGAUGGAUUCCACGACUUGAUUAUUCACGACGAGUUUGGUCGUGUCGGUGGAAUUGGUAUUGAAAAUGGUCUCGUUGGCGGUGCUGUUUUGGCCGUGCCAGCUCUCCAGAAAUACGGUUCGCAGCAGAUCAAAGAUGUCGUUAUUCCCGACAUUCUCUCCGGUCGCACCAGAAUUGCCUUAGCUAUCACUGAGCCUGGAGCUGGCUCUGAUGUUCAAGGUGUGCAGACAGAGGCGAGAGUUUCCGAGGACGGGUCACACUUCAUCGUUGACGGAGAAAAGAAGUGGAUCACAUCCGGCAUGUAUGCGCACUACUUCCUCACCAUGGUCAAGGAAGUAACAGGCGAAUUUACGCUAUUGGUCAUCCCACGAACGGAAGGCCUUACUACUAAGCAUAUCACGCUCUCCGGAUCGACAGCUGCUGGUACAGCCUUCGUGGACUUUGAAAAUGUUAAAGUCCCAAUUAACAUGGUCGUUGGCAAGCGUGGACAGGGACUCAAAUACGUCAUGUCCAACUUCAAUCACGAGAGACUUUUCAUUGGCAUUCAAGCUCUGCGAUGUGCUAGAGUUUGUUUGGAGGAUUCCAUCAGCCAUGCGAUGAACCGAGAAACCUUCGGCAAGAAGCUUGUUGAUCAUCCCGUUCUCCGCCUCAAAAUUGCCAACAUGAGUCGCGAGACAGAAGCCCUACAAGCGUGGAGCUUGAUUUACCAGAUCUCAAAGCUGUCUUCUGAAGAGGCUGUAUUCCUUCUAGCUGGUACAACUGCCCAACUCAAGGCCCAUGCUGGUAUUGUUCUGGAGCAUGUUGUACGGGAGGCAAUUCAGAUCAUGGGUGGCAUUGGUUUGACCCGUGGUGGUCGCGGAGAGCGCGUUGAGCGUAUCUGGAGAGAUGUCAAGGCCAUCACCGUCCCCGGAGGUAGCGAGGAGAUUCUUCUCGACUUGGCAACACGGCGCGCGUUGAACGUCACUGCGAAGCUGCAGGCAGAGGAAGCCAAGGUGGGCAAGAAUAAGCUGUAG
Penicillium concentricum is the source of this 1335-nucleotide messenger RNA. Its product is annotated as acyl-CoA dehydrogenase family protein. Bases 1 to 1335 code for a protein of 444 amino acids. Lineage: Eukaryota; Fungi; Ascomycota; Eurotiomycetes; Eurotiales; Aspergillaceae. The record is from RefSeq and is a predicted model, not a curated record. The transcript is spliced from 10 exons. Gene Ontology annotation, molecular function: flavin adenine dinucleotide binding; acyl-CoA dehydrogenase activity.